AUGAAGACUCAAUCUAUGCUUCUCGCCGCUCUGGCCUCGGCCCCUGCUGCCCUUGCCCACACUGUUUUCACCGAUUUCUUCGUCGACGGCGUGCCUCAGGGUGAUGGUGUUGCCAUCCGCAUGAACCCCAAUGCUGCGAAAGCCAGCAGUCCCAUUGCCAGCCUCGAUAGCGACGACAUGGCCUGCAAUGUCGGUGGUACCAAGGGAGUCUCCCGCGUCCAGCCUGUCAAGGAUGGCGCCCUCCUUACGUUUGAGAUCCGUUCAUGGCCCAAUGACCCUACCAAGGAGCGUCUUGACCGCGGCCACAAGGGUCCCUGUGCCGUUUACUUGAAGAAGGUCGCAGAUGCUAGCACCGACAAGGCUGCUGGUGAUGGCUGGUUCAAGAUCUUCGACCAUGGUUACGACGCGUCUACUGACCGCUGGUGCACCGACGAGAUCAUUGACAACAAUGGUCUAUUGAAUGUGAACCUCCCCAAGGGCCUUGAGGGAGGUGACUACCUUGCCCGCCCCGAGAUCCUUGCUCUCCACGCCGCAAAUGACAAUGAUCCUCAGUUUUACACUGGGUGCGCACAGAUCUUCCUCGAGAGCAGCGGAAACCUUGUCCCGGAGAGCACUGUCUCCAUCCCUGGCUACGUAAAGUAUGGUCAGCCGUCUACCGACUUCGACAUCUACAACACUCCCGGCAGCAAGUACGUUGUCCCUGGCCCCAAGGUCGCCAAGCUCACAGCUGGCGGUACGCAAAAAGCGUCGACCACUCAAGCCGAUGGGUUGAAGCCUGAGGGCUGCAUUAUGGAGAACGCAAACUGGUGCGGCAAAGAAGUUUCGUCGUACAACACAGAAAAGGGCUGCUGGGCCUCAGCCCAAGAGUGCUGGGACCAGAGUGAUGUGUGCUUCAACACCAGCCCUGCAACUGGCAAUGCAGGCUGCAAGAUCUGGCAGGACAAGUGCAAGGACAUCAACGCUCAAUGCACAGCUAUGAACUUCAACGGCCCUCCUAACAAGGGCAAGGUUCUGACUCCUGUCAAGAAGAGCAUCGAUGUUGGCAAGAUCAUGGCGACUGCAGGCGGUGGUAUCGUGGAUGCUGCGCCCAAGACGAGCUCUGCGAAGAAGGAGACACCCGCAAAGGCUACUCCUAUGCCUGUGGCUGACAAGGUUGUAUCUGCUGCGCCCAAGCCUACAGUCGACGACCAGUACGAGAGCCCUCCUAUCGUCGAGGCUUCGGCUGCUCCUCCGGCGCCCACAAAGCCCAGCACCCUUUCCAAGGUCCCUGUCUCUACCAUCACCGUCGGACCAUCGUCCGCGAAUGGUCCUGCCCCAACUGAAGUGUCAUGCCCCCAGGGAUGGAAGUGCGUUACUGUAACGGAUGUUGAGGUUGUUACCACGACGGUCUACGUGACUGCUACUGCAUGGUAG
Alternaria postmessia is the source of this 1413-nucleotide messenger RNA. RefSeq lists its product as uncharacterized. The record is from RefSeq and is a predicted model, not a curated record. The transcript is spliced from 3 exons. The coding region runs from base 1 to 1413 and encodes 470 amino acids. Lineage: Eukaryota; Fungi; Ascomycota; Dothideomycetes; Pleosporales; Pleosporaceae.